UCCAUAGAAGGGGACGUCAGUAUUCGUCCUUGACUAACUCUGCGACAGGCCUUCAUCACUUGAAUGCUGGACGCCCAAUUGCGGAAUUAGGGGCAGCAAUCGACACUUUUAAGAUUUGUUUCACCCCACUUAACAGGGUGAAAUCUCGGCUGGUUGUUCGUUGGACAUGGCAUAAGAUGGCACUCGAUGUAUUUCGUGAAUACCUAGGAAAAUCGAGAAACAUUAUUCAAUACCGUGACAAAGAAGAAUAAUGCACUGAAGUGCCUACAUUGGAAUCGAAGGAGUUUUUUUCCAAAGGGAGGAUGAAUAGUGAAGAAGAGUUUUAUGAUGCAGUCACAGGUUUUGAAUCCGAUGAUUCUGAAACUAGAUUGGAGAGUUUUUCCAGCAAAAGUGGAAGCAGCUCAUCUGAACAGAAUGUUCAUAACCAAGAUUUGACCCAAGAAAAUGGACUUAAAAAACAUAGAACUUCAUUACCAGCUCCAAUGUAUAGCAGACAUCAAUUAAGUUUGUGGAGCAUUUUAAAAAAAUGCAUUGGAUUGGAACUGUCAAAAAUUACUAUGCCUAUUAUAUUUAAUGAGCCUUUGAGCUUUCUACAACGAAUUACAGAAUAUAUGGAACACACAUAUCUUAUUCACAAGGCCUGUCUGCUUUCUGAUUCAGUAGAAAGAUUACAGACGGUAGCUGCGUUUGCUGUUUCUUCUGUUGCUUCACAAUGGGAAAGGACUGGCAAACCAUUCAAUCCACUCCUAGGUGAAACCUAUGAACUGAGAAGGGAGGAUCUUGGAUUUAGGCUUGUAUCUGAACAGGUUAGCCAUCAUCCACCAAUCAGUGCAUUUUAUUCAGAAGGCAUCAAUAAGGAUUUUGUUUUCCAUGGUUCCAUUUAUCCAAAGCUUAAAUUUUGGGGGAAGAGUGUAGAAGCAGAACCACGUGGAACUAUCACAUUAGAACUUAAUAAGCAUAACGAGGCGUACAGUUGGACAAAUCCUUCAUGUUGUGUACAUAAUGUAAUAAUUGGCAAGCUGUGGAUAGAACAAUAUGGAACCGUAGAAAUUACAAAUCACAGUACUGGUGAAAAAUGUUUGUUGCAUUUUAAACCAUGUGGACUUUUUGGAAAGGAACUGCAUAGAGUUGAAGGAUACAUUCAAGACAAAAGUAAAAGGAAGGUUUGUGUAAUAUAUGGCAAAUGGACCGAGUGCCUGUGGUGUGUGGACACUAACACAUAUGAGACUUACAAGAAAAAUGAUAAGAAAGGUGGAGACCAAAAGAAAGCUAAAGAGACAGAGGAUGUUGUACGAGCUGAAAAUGAUGAAGCCGACGACAUGCCUGAAAUCCAGGAAACUGUACAAGUUGUUCCUGGAAGUAAACUACUCUGGAGGAUAGCAGCAAGACCUUCACACUCUUCUCAGAUGUAUAAUUUCACAAAUUUUGCAAUGAUGUUGAAUGAACUGGAUGACGAUAUGAAAGGUGUUUUUGCACCGACUGAUUGUCGUUUUCGUCCAGAUAUCCGAGCAAUGGAAAGUGGAAACAUGGAUUUUGCUGGUGCAGAGAAAGAAAGAUUAGAAGAAAAACAACGAGCAUCUCGUAAAGAUAGAGCAAAAAAUGAAGAGGAAUGGAGAACCAGAUGGUUUCGACAGGAUAUCAAUCAGCACACACGAACGCCAGACUGGAUUUAUACGGGGAAGUAUUGGGAAAGAAAUUAUGAAGAUUGCCCUGAUAUUUACUGAGGAUUUUAAUUCUCAAAAGUUUUGUUGAAUGUCGAUCAAAUGACUUUAACAUUUCUACUACUUCUAAAACUUCUACCCUGAUUUUGUCUGCUUUUAUUUUAUUUAACUCACACUGACGUCAGUCCCAGAAUCUCUUAAUUACAGUAUAAUGUUUAUGUGCAAUAACCGACAAGAGGUUUUGGAAAAAAUUUCCCUGACCUUCAUAUACAAAUAAUACAAUGCUUGAACUUGACAGCAUUUCUAUUCUGGUAUAAUGGAUUUGACUGCAACAGUUGAAUUCCCAAUAGUAACAUUUAGGUGAUUUUCCUGCUGACCUCUCCACAGAGCUCUAAAUGGCCUAUUGAAUUCAUCAAGUGUGUAAUACACCAUACAGACUCGAAGGGGAUAGAUUUGAACUUUGGUUUGUGCUGGGUUAGAAGAUCUCAUUUGGGUACGGGUGCUACAAGGCCAUCCCUGAAUUAAGAGUGAAUAAACUGGCCAGGGGUUUGUGGCCUGAUGUUAUUCAUUGACUGUUGCUUGAAGCAUGUGUUUAUAAACAAGGAGCAAGGCCAAAAUUGGGUGCGGUUAUGAGGCCCACUUAGGUGAAAUAGCUUGCAAUCAGUCACUACAAAGACUCGUGGAUGGAAUAUGGCUUGGGUGAAAUACCAGAGAGCAGCUGCUGUGCGUGGAACUACGGAGAAUGGCGUCUACAAGAGAGAAAUGGAGAAAAACUAAGCAAGAAAUAGAAGAGCUUAAAGAAUUUGCUCUACCAGAGCUUAUGACUUGAAACUAGGUACUUGUGUUUUAAAUGCUGAAAUGGACAUAAAUCUAUAUAUGUAGGUCUGAAUAAAAGUCGCAAUUCACUAGAUAGGUAUAAACAUUAACUUUUUUCUCCUUAUUUGGUUCCCCCCCCAAAAUACCGCGUCACAUUAGUGCACACCUGGUGACCAUUUUAUGAAAUAGUUACAGAACGAGAAGUUUUAAUGAAAAUGUUGGGAACGGGGAAGGAUAUAAUUUUUAAUUAGGGGACAAAAAAGCAGACCUCUGUAAAUAUAUUCCCAGUAAUCAGAAUAUUGAACUGGGUGCUAUGUUAGAUGCUAUCAAUUAACCUAUAAAUUGGUGAACGGGAUUGAAAAAUGUGCAGCUGUUAAGCAGCCUUUAGACUAAACAAUUUAACGGUGUUACACACCUUAAUGUUGAAAAUCACACACACACAAUACCUUUUUUAUUGUUUUGCUGCAAUAGUCAAUACAUUUUCUCACCUGCGUUUUCGUGAUGGUCUUUGAAAUGUAGACUUUUAAUCUCCCUUGCAUUCAUUACCCUAAAUAUGACUGUCUCAGGAUGAAGCUAAAUAUUUUUUGCUGACAUAACAAAAUUUCAUGUAAUGCCUACUAUCAUUGAUAAAAGAUAUAUUCAGUUAAUUUGUCUGCAUUUCAGUAUGAACAGCAUUUUGCAAGUCUUAAAGUUUAGAGUACAAAUGUCAGCAGUGAACCAUCUUUGUUCAUUUGUUUCCUUUCUUUGUCUGACAAUGACAUCCCUCUCUGUGAGAGUGAUUCUUUAUUUUUAACAAUUGCUCUUUUGCAGUAAUCUACUUUGAUGCAUGAUUUGAAUGUCCCCACAUGUAUACUGUUUUAAAAGUAUAAAAAAACAUAGUUGCUUGCAUCAUUGCUUACGUGAAAAUUUUCAAAUCCAAACAUGAACAAAAUAUUGUGUAUCUGUAUGUGUUUUAUUGCCAAAGUGAGAUUUUAUUUUAUUCAUGUGUGCACAUGUAGAUGGUCCAAGGCCAUAAUGUUAUUUCAACUUGGAUUCGCAAUAUAAUUUGUGGAAUAGGGAAUCAAAUUGUACAAAGAGAAGUAUACUGGGAUUGAAAUGAUUGGAAAGGUUGCUAAUAAAUUGGUGAAUCA
Molecule: messenger RNA, 3607 nt
Organism: Leucoraja erinaceus (little skate)
Lineage: Eukaryota; Metazoa; Chordata; Chondrichthyes; Rajiformes; Rajidae
Gene: osbpl2b
Product: oxysterol binding protein-like 2b
Exons: 14
Coding region: 303-1724 (473 amino acids)
Cellular component (GO): membrane; cytosol; intracellular membrane-bounded organelle
Molecular function (GO): cholesterol binding
Source: RefSeq, a predicted model, not a curated record